Tetranychus urticae (two-spotted spider mite) is the source of this 684-nucleotide messenger RNA. The record is from RefSeq and is a predicted model, not a curated record. NCBI's taxonomy places the organism in Eukaryota, Metazoa, Arthropoda, Arachnida, Trombidiformes, Tetranychidae.
GUUGAGACAAAUCUACAGAUCAGUUAAAAUAAAAGCCUCAAACCAAUUUGGUUUCAGUAUUAGUUUUCAACUUUCCCCAGUAAUUUAACUUUCUUUUUCACUUUGUUAAUUUAAUAAUAAACCAUUCUCAUCUCAAUUGUAAACAUGAAAGUUUCAAGUUUAUCAAUCACUUUACUCAGUGUUUUCAGUGUCGUUACCACUUCAACCGAUGUAAAAGAACCAAAUAGAUAUUUAAAUGAGUUUGUUCAAUUGGUUGGUGAUCAUGUGGAACAGUUAGAAAGAAAUAUUCCAGGUUGGAGUGUUAAUGGUACAAUUGAACAAAAUGUUGUCCAGUUUGUUGAAAAAGCUUUCACUUUCGGACCUUUUUCAGGGCUGGAUCCAUAUGAAAAUUUAAGGACAAGUAUUGUAAACAAUGUUGUUAGUUUGUUGAAAUCAGAGCUUCCAGGUUUUGAUGAAACAAAGUCAGUUGGUCAAAAUGUUGCCAAUUUGACCAAUGAUUUAUUUGCUAAAUUGCCGUUUCCAUAUUUCCUCAAAAACAGAGUGAAAGAAAUGUUGAUUGAAUCGGUUAACAAUGGUCUUUCGGAUAUCAAAGAUUCAGGGCUUGGUGCUUCAAAGAGGGUUGAUUCAGAUCUACAAAACAUUGUUAAUAAUUAUCUGGACAGACUUGGAGGUGAGCAUUCAUAG